Molecule: messenger RNA, 174 nt
Organism: Cladocopium goreaui
Lineage: Eukaryota; Dinophyceae; Suessiales; Symbiodiniaceae
Source: the annotation of a GenBank genome assembly
AUGGAGCUAUGCCGCAGCGACCACCUGCGACCGUGGACACCUGCCAGGGUCAGCAAUCGCUCUGGCAGUUCCCUGGCGGGAAUCGAUUACCCGAUGCCACGAUCCUUGCAGGCGCAACUCGACACGAUCCAGUCAGAGGGUGAGUUCAAGGCGUGGACGCGUGAAAACAGCUGA